AUGGGUUCUCUGAUGGCAGGUUGGGACUCACAUGUCCCUGAUCCUAAAGCUGUGAAACUCAAGAGGAAUCAGUCCUUGACUAAAGAGGGGAUUGAAACUUACUGGAGAAAGAAGAAGCAAAUAGAGGAGGAGCAUCUCAAAGCUAUUUCUGAUCUGUCAUCUACAAGUCAGGUAAGUGCAUUGAAGGAGACUGAAAAAAGACUUCAGAGAUCAAGCUCUCUGCCUGAAGCCAAUACAAAGUUUUUGGACACAGAAAGUGAAUCAAGUCUGGAGAAACUAAUAUUGAAAAAUGGCUGGUGGAUUAGCAGCAACUCGGCGUUUUUAAAUGAACCUCCUGUGAUUGAAUCAGAGGGUCCUACCUACAAGUAUGCAGCGCAGUUCCAUGUAGCUAGCAUGGCUGCUUCGAAGCCGCAUGGUCAAACUGGAAUUAGUGCAUGA
This is a messenger RNA of Ilex paraguariensis (yerba mate), 438 nucleotides long. Lineage: Eukaryota; Viridiplantae; Streptophyta; Magnoliopsida; Aquifoliales; Aquifoliaceae. The record is from the annotation of a GenBank genome assembly.